AUGCUAUCGCCCUCCACGAACAUAUUUCCAGCCCCAGAGACAGUGCCAGGAGAGAAGACCUACUUGCCUGGGUUUGGGCAACCGAUGAACUACUACCCGGAUGGAAAGGGGAAGGAUCGUCCGUUUCCUAGUGUGCUGAACCCGACAGACAUGAACCAAUCUCGGACGAUACUGGAGCUCACGACGCUUCGCGAAUUCAAGAUGCUCCAGAUCAUGAACCAGAUCACCGACAAGCCCAACUGGAAUAUCAAGGUGUUCGACGAGGCGGUAGCAGAGAAAUGGAAGUCCGAAGCCCUCGCUCUCACCAACGAGGAUAUCACAGAGGCGAUGAUGAACUGGGUCAUUGACGAACUGCGCUACAAAGCGUCAAUCUUCUCUCAGACCGGCGCGGUCUCCGUCUACACUGGGGAUGUUGUCAAAUCCGACUCUGCCCUCCCAGAGUCGUUCAAACACCAGCUUCAAGCCGCCGUCAAAGCCCUGGAAGACGUCCCGGAGAAAGAUAAAGACUGGCACCCAGGCUCAAAUGGGAUGGUGCUUGACCUCGUGCACCCAUCGCUCUUCCCGCUUGUUUAUGGCCGAUCGAGGGUCCUGGAGAGAGGACGCGUGACGUUGGAGGAUUGCAUCGCGCGGUGUGGGGAGGGCAUUGAGGUCCCGGUUCCUACAGAAGAGGAAAGUAAGGUAGAUCCGCCCCCACCGCACUGCGAUAGCCUCCCAUAUAGGAUCCUGGGGGAGACAUAUAGUCGGAAGUUCCAAUGGCUCCCAUGUGAAGUCGAUAUUUCCUCGGACAAGGCCAAAAUAACCAGCUACAUCAAUAACCUCCACCCAGAGAAGCAUAAGGCGCUCUAUGGGCUCAUAGAGCAGGUCAUAGAUGCUACCAUUCCGCUCUGGAACACGAGCCUCGCGCCCACUGUCGAGGUCAAAUGGAAUCGUCGCACACGCAUCCAUUACUCCGCGAGUCUUGACGAAGGCGAAGAAGUUGAACGACCGGAACCAGGAACGUUCGUCGCGCCAACAGACCCGCCUCAGCUGGAUCUACGAGAGCAGUUUAGAGAGAAAGGACUCCAGGUCAUCGUGAAGCUCGCAAAUAUUCAUCUGACCCCUGAUAAUAAUCAUUACGCUGGCGGGACCUGGCACGUCGAAGGGCAGCUGAACGAGCACAUCUGCGCUACAGCGCUCUACUACUAUUCCAACGAGAACACCGCUAACAGCACACUCGCCUUCCGGCAGCAAUCUGAUGCAGUGGGGGUAACGUACACGAACUACGCGCAGGACGAGCACGACUUUCUAGAGAUCGUUUAUGGAUGCAGGAACGGCGACCCGGGCGUGCAAAUCGUCGGUGGAGUACACACGCGUGAGGGGCGCCUACUCACCUUCCCGAACAUCCUGCAGCACCAGGUGCAGCCGUUCGGGCUGAAGGAUGCAUCCAAGCCAGGCCAUAGAAAGAUCCUUGCACUGUUCCUGGUCGACCCGCACAUUCGGGUGUUGAGCACGGCAAACGUGCCCCCGCAGCAGAGGGAUUGGUGGGCUGGGCGCUUGAAUGAGGUUGGUACGGGGUUGGAUAGGUUGCCACAGGAGUUGAAGGAUGAGGUGUUUGGGGAGGUCCAGGGCGGGUUCCCGAUUAGCUUGGAGGAGGCAAAGGAGCUCAGGAAGGAACUGAUGGAAGAAAGAAAGCGAAUUCAGGUCAAGCACGGUUAUGCGUUCGAGUACAAGCAGUUUUCCCUUUGUGAGCAUUAG
Cyclocybe aegerita is the source of this 1734-nucleotide messenger RNA. NCBI's taxonomy places the organism in Eukaryota, Fungi, Basidiomycota, Agaricomycetes, Agaricales, Hemipholiotaceae. The record is from the annotation of a GenBank genome assembly.